Molecule: messenger RNA, 6312 nt
Organism: Fusarium fujikuroi IMI 58289
Lineage: Eukaryota; Fungi; Ascomycota; Sordariomycetes; Hypocreales; Nectriaceae
Product: probable fatty-acyl-CoA synthase, beta subunit
Biological process (GO): long-chain fatty acid biosynthetic process
Cellular component (GO): fatty acid synthase complex
Molecular function (GO): [acyl-carrier-protein] S-acetyltransferase activity; [acyl-carrier-protein] S-malonyltransferase activity; fatty acid synthase activity
Source: RefSeq, a predicted model, not a curated record
AUGUACGGCGCCGGUCAAGGCCCUCAAACGGGCAUUUCCACCCCCAGAUCUAGCGCUUCUCUUCGGCCAUUGACUCUCUCCCACGGCUCUCUCGAGACCUCUUUUCUCAUUCCCACCAACCUCCAUUUCCACGCCUCUCAGUUGAAAGACAAGUUUGUCGCUACUCUUCCCGAAGCCACCGACGAGCUUGCCCAGGAUGACGAGCCAUCAUCCGUUCCCGACCUGGUCGCCAGAUACCUUGGCCUCAUUGCUCACGAGGUUGAUGAGGGUGAAGAUGAUGAGCAAGGCUCCUACGAGGAGGUCCUGAAGCUCGUUCUCAACGAGUUCGAGCGCCAUUUCCUCCGUGGCAAUGAAGCUCACGCCAUUGCUGCCAGUUUGCCUGGCAUUGAGUCUAAGAAGCUCGACUUCAUCCGCAGCUACUACACCGCUCGUGCUGUGUGCAACCGACCGAUCAAGCCCCACGCUUCAGCCCUUUUCCGAGCAGCUGAGGAUGGUGACGCCGAAAUCUACACAAUUUUCGGCGGUCAGGGUAACAUUGAAGAGUAUUUCGAGGAACUCCGAGAGAUCUUCAAGACGUACUCAAGCUUUGUCGGUGAUCUUAUCACCCGCUCAGCUGAGCUGCUCCAGACUCUCUCCAAGAACCCCAAGGCCGAGAAGAUGUUCCCCAAGGGUCUUGAUAUCAUGAACUGGCUUCAUCACCAGGACUCUACUCCCGAUGUCGAUUAUCUCAUUUCGGCACCCGUCAGCUUCCCUCUUAUUGGCCUUGUCCAGCUUGCCCAUUAUGAGGUGACAUGUAAGGUUCUUGGUGUGCAUCCUGGUAUGCUGCGCGAGAGAAUCACUGGUUCCACUGGCCACUCCCAAGGUAUUGUCAUGGCCGCUGCAACUGCUGCUGCCGACUCUUGGGACUCGUGGAGAGACAUUACCAGCUCUGUUCUUACCAUGCUUUUCUGGAUCGGAACACGAAGCCAGCAGGCAUUCCCCAUCACCUCCAUGACCCCUACCAUGCUUCGCGAGUCACAAGAGCACGGCGAGGGUGCACCCACUCCUAUGCUUAGCAUUCGAGAUCUUCCUCAGGCUGAGGUUCAGAAGCAUAUCGAUGCUACUAACCACUACCUCCCCGAGGACCGUCACAUCAGCAUCUCUCUCAUUAACAGCCCACGGAACCUGGUCGUGACAGGACCCCCAACCUCCCUCUACGGUCUUAACGCUCAGCUGCGCAAGGUCAAGGCCCCUGUUGGCCUGGAUCAGAACCGCAUUCCCUACACAGAGCGAAAGGUUCGCUUCGCCAACCGAUUCCUGCCCAUCACCGCACCUUUUCACAGCAAGUACCUCGCCGAGGCUACCGCCAUGAUUGAUGAGGAUCUCAAGGAUAUCUCAAUUGACUCCAGUGAUCUCGGAAUUGCCGUGUUUGAUACCAACACUGGCAAAGAUCUCCGAGAAGAGGUCAAGGGCAACAUUGUUCCCGCUCUUGUCCGUUUGAUCACUCGUGAUCCUGUGAACUGGGAGAAGGCUACUGUUUUCCCUGAUGCCACCCACAUUCUUGAUUUUGGCCCUGGUGGUGUUUCUGGCCUCGGUGUUCUGACAAGCCGAAACAAGGAGGGAACUGGCGUUCGUGUCAUCUUGGCUGGUACUGUCGAUGGUGGCAUGAACGACCUCGGCUACAAGGCUGAGCUCUUCGAUAGAGAUGAGGAGAACGCCGUCAAAUAUGCCAUUGACUGGGUUAAGGAGUUCGGCCCCAAGCUUGUCACCAAUAAGAGUGGCCGAACUUACCUUGAUACCAAGAUGAGUCGUCUCCUUGGUCUCCCUCCCAUCGUUGUUGCCGGCAUGACUCCCGCUACCGUCCCCUGGGAUUUCGUUGCCGCUACCAUGAAUGCUGGAUACCACAUCGAACUUGCUGGCGGUGGUUACUUCAUUGGCCCCAUGAUGACCGAUGCUAUCACCAAGAUCGAGAAGGCCAUCCCCGCUGGUCGUGGUAUUUCCGUCAACCUGAUCUAUGUCAAUCCCCGUGCUAUGGCCUGGCAGAUUCCCUUGAUCGGCAAGCUUCGAUCUGAGGGUGUCCCUAUUGAGGGCCUUACUAUUGGUGCUGGUGUUCCCUCUAUCGAGGUCGCCCAGGAGUACAUCGAGACCCUAGGCCUUAAGCACAUCAGCUUCAAGCCCGGUUCCGUCGAUGCCAUCCAGGCUGUUAUCAAUAUCGCCAAGGCCAACCCCCAUUUCCCUGUCAUGCUUCAGUGGACUGGUGGCCGUGGUGGUGGUCAUCACUCUUUCGAGGAUUUCCACCAGCCUAUCCUCCAGAUGUACGGCCGUAUCCGACGACAGGAGAACAUUAUCCUUGUUGCUGGUAGUGGUUUCGGUGGUGCGGAUGACACCUACCCCUACAUUACUGGUGACUGGGCCAAGAAAUACGGUUAUCCUCCCAUGCCCUUCGAUGGUUGCUUGUUCGGUAGCCGCAUGAUGGUUGCCAAGGAGGCUCACACCAGCAAGGCGGCCAAGGAGGCUAUUGUCGCCGCACCUGGUCUUGAGGACAGCGAGUGGGAGCAGACCUACAAGGGACCAGCUGGUGGUGUUCUCACCGUUCGAUCUGAGAUGGGUGAGCCUAUCCACAAGCUUGCCACUCGUGGAGUUCGCUUCUGGGCCGAGAUGGACCAGAAGAUCUUCAGUCUCCCCAAGGAGAAGCGAGUUGCUGAGCUCAACAAGAACAAGGACUACAUCAUCAAGAAGCUGAACGACGACUGCCAGAAGGUUUGGUUUGGCCGCAACAAGGAGGGCAAGGCCUGUGACCUUGACGACAUGACCUAUGCUGAUGUCCUCCGUCGUCUUGUCGAGCUCCUCUACGUCAAGCACCAGUCUCGCUGGAUUGACCGCUCCUACACUGUUCUCGUCGGUGACUAUAUUCACCGUCUUGAGGAGCGUUUGACCACCACCCCUGGCAAAGCCUCUCUUCUCCAGAGCUACUCGGAGCUCAACGAGCCUUUCGAGGUGAUUGACCGUAUCCUCGCUGCCUACCCUGAUGCCGAGACCCAGAUCAUCAACGCCCAGGAUGUUCAGCACUUCCUUAUCAUGUGCAUGCGCCCCACUCAGAAGCCUGUCACUUUCAUCCCUGUCUUUGACGACAACUUCGAGUUCUACUUCAAGAAGGACUCCCUGUGGCAAUCUGAGGAUCUCGAUGCCGUCGUUGGCCAAGAUGUUGGCCGAACUUGCAUCCUUCAGGGACCUGCCGCUGCCAAGUUCUCCACUGAGAUUGAUCAACCCAUCAAGUCUAUCCUCGAUGGCAUCCACGAGUCUCAUGUUGAGUACCUUACCCGGGAUCUUUACAGCAACAACAAGGCUACCAUCCCUUACAUCGAGUACUUUGGUGGUAAGCUCGUUGACCCCGAGAUGCCUCUUGAUGUCGAGGGCUUGACUGUCAGCUACGAUACCUACAAGAACACCUAUCGCUUGUCAUCGUCUGCCGCUGCCACCCUCCCUGAGCUCGACUCAUGGCUAUCUUUGCUUGCUGGACCCAACCGCAACUGGCGCCAUGCUCUGCUCAUGGCCGAUGUUGUUGCUCAAGGCCAGAAGUUCCAGACCAACCCUAUCCGACGCAUCUUUGCUCCUUCUCGUGGUCUGUUUGUUGAGAUCUCUUAUCCCAAUGAUCCUUCCAAGACUACCAUUGUUGUUCGUGAGCAGCCCCGUCACAACCAGUACAUCGAUGUCAUCGAGGUUAAGCUCGUCGGUGAGAACAAGAUCCAGGUCAACAUGAUCAAGGAGACCACUGCUCUCGGUAAGCCCGCUGCUCUGCCUCUGGAGUUCACCUACCACCCCGAGGCUGGAUACUCUCCUAUCCGUGAGGUCAUGGAGGGCCGCAACGACCGCAUCAAGUUUUACUGGAAGGCGUGGUUCGGAGAGGAGCCUCUCGACCUCGACGCUGAUGUUACUGCUAAGUUCGAUGGCGGUAAGACUACCAUCACUGGCGAGGCUAUCAACGAUUUCGUGCACGCUGUUGGCAACCACGGAGAGGCUUUUGUUGACCGACCUGGUAAGACUGUCUAUGCUCCCAUGGACUUUGCCAUUGUUAUCGGCUGGAAGGCCAUUACCAAGCCUAUCUUCCCUCGCACCAUUGAUGGUGACCUCCUGAAGCUUGUCCAUCUCUCCAACCAGUUCCGCAUGAUUCCCGGCGCCGAGCCUCUCAAGAAGGGAGAUGAGGUCUCCACCACUGCCCAGAUCAACGCUGUCAUCAACCAGGAGGCUGGCAAGAUGGUUGAGGUCUGUGGCACUCUCGUCCGUGAUGGAAAGCCUGUCAUGGAGGUCACCUCCCAGUUCUUGUACCGUGGUACUUACACCGACUACGAGAACACCUUCCAACGAAAGGUUGAGACUCCUAUUCAGCUUCACCUGGCCACUACCCAGGAUGUUGCUAUCCUUCGAUCCAAGCAGUGGUUCUCCGUCGACGAGCUUCCUCAGAACAUCGACUUGCUUGGCCAGACCCUGACUUUCCGUCUCCAAAGCUUGGUUCGCUACAAGAACAAGGCUGUCUUCAGCAGCAUCGAGACCCGCGGCCAGGUUCUGCUUGAGCUCCCCACCAAGGAGAUCAUCCAGGUUGGCAGCGUCGACUAUGAGACAGGGGAGUCUCAUGGUAACCCCGUUGUUGAUUACCUCGAGCGCAACGGCCAGCCUAUCGACCAGCCCAUCAACUUCGAGAACUCCAUCCCUCUCAGCGGCAAGUCUCCUCUCGCCCUCCGAGCCCCUGCUUCCAACGAGAAUUACGCUCGUGUGUCCGGUGACUACAACCCCAUUCACGUUUCUCGUGUCUUCUCCAGCUAUGCCAACCUCCCUGGCACCAUCACCCAUGGCAUGUACUCUAGUGCAUCCGUGCGAAGCUUGAUCGAGACCUGGGCCGCCGAGAACAACAUUGGCCGUGUCCGAAGCUUCCACGCCUCGCUUGUUGGCAUGGUUCUGCCCAACGACGAGCUUGAGGUUAAGCUUCAACACACUGGCAUGGUCUCUGGUCGCAAGAUCAUCAAGGUUGAGGUCCGCAACAAGGAGACCGAGGACAAGGUUCUCGAGGGUGAGGCCGAGGUUGAACAGCCUGUGACUGCCUAUGUCUUCACUGGACAGGGUUCUCAGGAACAGGGUAUGGGUAUGGAGUUGUACGCUAGCAGUCCCGUUGCCAAGGAGGUCUGGGAUCGCGCCGACAAGUACCUCCUCGACGCCUAUGGUUUCUCUAUCACCAACAUUGUCAAGAACAACCCUAAGGAGCUCACCAUUCACUUCGGUGGUCCCCGGGGUAAGGCUAUCCGCCAGAACUACAUUGCGAUGACAUUCGAGACCGUGGCUGCGGACGGUAGCAUCAAGUCCGAGAAGAUUUUCAAGGAGAUUGAUGAGACUACUACCUCAUACACCUACCGCUCCCCUACUGGUCUUCUCUCGGCCACCCAGUUCACUCAGCCUGCCCUUACCUUGAUGGAGAAGGCCAGCUUUGAGGACAUGAAGGCCAAGGGACUUGUGCCCAACAACAGCACCUUCGCUGGUCACUCUCUCGGUGAAUACUCAGCCCUUGCUGCCCUUGCCGAGGUCAUGCCAAUUGAGAGUUUGGUGUCCGUUGUGUUCUACCGUGGUCUCACCAUGCAGGUUGCCGUCGAGCGUGAUGCUGCUGGCCGAUCUAACUACUCCAUGUGCGCUGUUAACCCCAGCCGCAUCAGCAAGACCUUCAACGAAGCCGCCCUCCAGUUCGUCGUUGACAACAUUGCUGAGGAGACUGGCUGGCUCCUUGAAAUUGUCAACUACAACAUUGCCAAUAUGCAGUAUGUUUGCGCUGGUGAUCUCCGUGCGCUCGACACUCUUGCUGGUGUGACCAACUUUAUCAAGAUCCAGAAGAUUGAUAUUGAAGAGGUCAAGGACAACAUCGAGGAGGUCAAGGGACACCUCCGCGAGAUCAUCCGCGGCUGUGCCGAGAAGACUCUUGCCAAGCCCACACCUCUUGAGCUGGAGCGUGGCUUCGCUACCAUUCCUCUACGUGGUAUUGAUGUGCCCUUCCACUCGACCUUCCUUCGAUCUGGUGUCAAGCCUUUCCGAUCUUUCUUGCUCAAGAAGAUCAACAAGACAUCCAUCGACCCCUCCAAGUUGGUUGGAAAGUAUAUUCCCAACGUGACGGCCAAGCCGUUCGCGCUGACCAAGGAGUACUUCGAGGAUGUGUACAAGCUGACCAACUCGCCCAAGAUUGGUGCAGUGUUGGCCAACUGGGACAAGUAUAACCAGGAUGAGACCGCUACCAACGGUGUUGAGGGUAGCGACAGCUCCAGUGGCGAGUAUGAAGGCUCUGGCCGUGCUGCUUGA